Molecule: messenger RNA, 3671 nt
Organism: Oncorhynchus gorbuscha (pink salmon)
Lineage: Eukaryota; Metazoa; Chordata; Actinopteri; Salmoniformes; Salmonidae
Product: gephyrin-like
Exons: 25
Coding region: 70-2454 (794 amino acids)
Biological process (GO): establishment of synaptic specificity at neuromuscular junction; molybdenum incorporation into molybdenum-molybdopterin complex; postsynaptic neurotransmitter receptor diffusion trapping
Cellular component (GO): cytosol; postsynaptic membrane; cytoplasm
Molecular function (GO): molybdopterin molybdotransferase activity
Source: RefSeq, a predicted model, not a curated record
UCGAAGUUCGAUGUGAUCGGCUCUUGGCCCUGCCGUGAGUUCUCAGUGCGGGCUACAGCGCUGCUGAACAUGGCGUCAGACGGGAUGAUUUUAACAAACCACGACCACCAAAUCCGGGUCGGAGUCUUGACAGUGAGUGACAGCUGUUUUAGGAACCUGGCAGAGGACCGCAGUGGAAUCAACCUAAAAGAUCUGGUGCACGACCCGUCCCUGCUUGGGGGCUCUAUUUCAGCCUAUAAGAUCGUACCAGAUGAAAUUGACCAGAUCAAGGAGACUCUAGUGGACUGGUGUGAUGAGAAAGAACUCAAUCUCAUCUUGACCACCGGGGGGACAGGCUUUGCUCCCCGCGAUGUCACACCUGAGGCCACUAAAGAGGUGAUAGAGCGGGAGGCUCCAGGGAUGUCUCUGGCCAUGCUGAUGGGUUCUCUCAACGUCACACCACUAGGCAUGCUCUCUAGACCUGUGUGCGGCAUCCGUGGCAAGACGCUCAUCAUCAACUUACCAGGGAGCAAGAAGGGUUCCCAGGAGUGUUUCCAGUUCAUCCUGCCCGCGCUGCCCCACGCUAUCGACCUGCUACGGGACGCUGUGGUCAAGAUGAAGGAGGCGGUGGACGAGCUAGAGGACCUGCCUUCGCCCCCGCCGCCCCUAUCGCCGCCCCCCAACAGCUCGCCACGGCGGCAGACUGAGGACAAGGGCGUACAGUGCGAGGAGGAGGACGAUGACAAGAAAGACAGUGGUGUGGCGUCCACCGAGGACUCCUCGUCCUCGCACAUCACCGCAGCCUCCAUCGCCGCUAAGGUAACCAAUGGGGAGAUCCCAGACUCCAUCAUCUCCAGGGGUGUCCAGGUCCUCCCCAGAGACACAGGCUCUCUGAGCACCACGCCCUCUGAGUCGCCCCGCGCCCAGGCCACCUCGCGGCUCUCUACCGCCUCCUGCCCUACGCCCAAAGCGCGGCUCCCCUCCUGUUCAUCCACCCUAAGCAUUGCUGAGGCCUCACGGAGAGAGUUCAGGGCUCACCUGGAUGAGGUCAUCACGCUCAAGUCAAGGUACUCUACCUUGGACCAGCUCCAGUGUAGGUUGGAGGGGCUUAAAGAUGAUCGCAGGAGCCAUAGGACCUUCAGCUCUCGAGUGCAGUCACGAUGCAGCAGCAAAGAAAAUAUCCUGAGAUCAAGUCACAGUGCGGUGGACAUCACCAAGGUGGCCCGGAGACACCGCAUGUCACCUUUCCCCCUUACAUCCAUGGACAAGGCUUUCAUCACUGUCCUGGAGAUGACCGCUGUGCUGGGGACUGAGAUCAUCAACUACAGAGAUGGGAUGGGCCGAGUCCUUGCUCAGGAGGUUUAUGCCAAAGACAACCUGCCCCCAUUCCCUGCCUCUGUAAAGGAUGGUUAUGCUGUAAGAGCGGCUGAUGGUCCAGGCGACCGCUUCAUCAUCGGAGAGUCCCAGGCUGGAGAACAGCCCACCCACACAGUGAUGCCGGGCCAGGUGAUGAGGGUGACGACGGGGGCUCCUAUCCCCUGUGGGGCAGACGCUGUGGUGCAGGUGGAGGAUACAGAGCUGCUCCGCGAGUCUGAGGACGGCACAGAGGAGCUGGAGGUGCGGAUCCUCGUACAGGCCCGUCCCGGACAAGACAUCCGGCCCAUAGGUCAUGACAUCAAGCGUGGGGAAUGUGUCCUGUCUAAGGGAACCCACAUGGGCCCCUCUGAGAUUGGCCUGCUGGCCACCGUAGGAGUCACCGAGGUAGAGGUGCAGAAGUUCCCCGUGGUGGCUGUCAUGUCCACAGGCAACGAACUGUUAAACCCUGAGGACGACCUCCACCCAGGAAAAAUCAGAGACAGUAACCGUUCCACGCUGCUCGCCACCAUCCAGGAGCACGGAUACCCCACCAUCAACCUGGGCAUCGUGGGAGACAACCCAGAUGACCUGCUGAAUCCCUCUGGAGGGGUAAUCACCUCUGGAGGGGUGUCGAUGGGAGAGAAGGACUAUCUGAAACAGGUGCUGGAUAUUGAUCUGCAUGCCCAGAUCCACUUUGGACGUGUCUUCAUGAAACCAGGUCUCCCGACAACGUUCGCCACGGUGGACAUGGACGGUGUUCGUAAACUCAUCUUUGCCCUCCCAGGUAACCCCGUGUCUGCUGUGGUGACAUGUAACCUCUUCGUCAUUCCUGCCUUGAGGAAGAUGCAGGGGAUCCUGGACCCACGGCCCACCAUCAUCAAAGCCAGGUUGUCAUGUGACGUGAAGCUGGACCCUCGCCCUGAGUACCACCGCUGCAUUCUGACAUGGCACCACCAGGAGCCUCUGCCAUGGGCCCAGAGCACAGGAAACCAGGUGAGCAGCAGGCUAAUGAGCAUGCGCAGCGCCAACGGUCUCCUGAUGCUACCUCCAAAAACAGAGCAAUACGUGGAGCUGCACAAGGGAGAGGUGGUCGACGUCAUGGUUAUCGGCCGGCUAUGAUGUCAUCAAAGGGGGACGUUGAGAUGGCUUCAUAGAGAGAGGGGGUUCGAAUGGGUGGUUCACGGUGCAUGUCCACAUAUCAUUGACUAUUCUGUAAUAUGCAACGGCACAGCUAGUUUUUCUUGAUUUGGACGUUGAGGUAUAGUCAACAUCUCCAUCACAAACCUAGGUACAUAUGAUACAAAAAAAUAUGAUUAAUUUAAAAGAUUAUAAUAGUAUUUCAAACAAAGAAAAUAUAACUUUCAAAGAAAAAAAUCUAAUUAUAAAAAGAGAUUUAUUCUGUAAUAUAUUCUUAUGAUUAUUCUUCUUACUAUCAUUGUUAGAUUGUAAGGCAACUUUGUUCCUUUCAUUGCAAUUGCUUUGUGUGUUCAAUGCUAGACCUUAUCAAUAGCAGUAGCAUUUUAAUAGAUCUGUAGGUGCCUGCCAGGACAAAAAAAUAAGAAAUGUUAUUUUCUCAUUUUAGUGGAAUUUUUUUUCCUUUUUUUAUAUAUAUAUCAAGAAAAACCCUGAGGAAGACUCCAGAUUUCCCACGGUGCUUGUGUAAGAGGAAGGAGGGGAGGGUAUAAUCUAGGUCUAUUUCCUCUGUGGUGUGUCGCUUUAACGGUGACACCACACACUUCUAUUUUUCUCCCAUUAGUAUGCAUCACAAUGGCUUGACAAAGAGCUUUGCUUGUUGUUUAUCUUGUGAGUCUUGUUUAUGUGCGCAGUGCCAAAUGCCUGGGCAGGGAUGAGGGUGGUGCUGGAAAGGGGUGGGGGUGGGGUGGGGGGGGCAGUCAUCCACCAACCUGCCCAGACCCUGAAGCUUCCUUAUUUAUCACCUGACCACAGGUGCAGCUCUGCCCCCCGGGGAGCAUGGUUUACUGGGGAAAACAAAAAACAGUAUUUUAUUUGAUCGACUAAAGAGAAAGAGGGAAAACACACAGAAUAAAAGAAACAGCUUCUUUAAGUGCUGACAGCCUUUUUAACUGACUUCACAAAACAUGUACAGAAAAAAAGAAUAUGAAGAUGAACCAUAUUGUACAGAUAUGUGACCAGCACUCUGAAGGAAAUGACCCAUAUUGAAGCAAUGAGGAGACAUUGAACAAUGCUGUACUAUAGUACAUUUUCUGUAAUGAUAUGAAACUGAUGAAAGAGACUAUGAUAAUAAAAAUCCUUGAUCAUUAUGUAUAAAAAAAAAGUUAUUGUUGGGUUUCCUUUUUUAAAUAAAAUCUAUUUAA